Esox lucius (northern pike) is the source of this 1652-nucleotide messenger RNA. RefSeq names its product red-sensitive opsin. Gene Ontology annotation, molecular function: G protein-coupled receptor activity. Gene Ontology annotation, cellular component: membrane; photoreceptor outer segment. The transcript has 6 exons. The record is from RefSeq and is a predicted model, not a curated record. The coding region runs from base 79 to 1140 and encodes 353 amino acids. NCBI's taxonomy places the organism in Eukaryota, Metazoa, Chordata, Actinopteri, Esociformes, Esocidae. Gene Ontology annotation, biological process: visual perception; phototransduction; G protein-coupled receptor signaling pathway.
UAAAAGCCCUUGGGCAGAGGAGAAACACGGGUUGGACUUCAGCAGUCAGCUUCAGGAACUUCUGUUAACCCGUCCAGAAUGGCAGAACCAGGAGUGUUUGCCGCCAGACGGCAUGAAGAAACAACGAGAGAAACUAUGUUCACCUACACCAACAGCAAUAACACCAGAGAUCCUUUUGAGGGCCCCAACUAUCAGAUUGCUCCAAGAUGGGUCUACAAUCUGGCAACACUUUGGAUGUUUAUGGUGGUCGUCGCGUCAAUCUUCACCAAUGGCCUGGUACUUGUGGCAACUGCAAAAUUCAAGAAGCUUCAACACCCUCUCAACUGGAUCUUGGUCAACCUUGCAUUAGCUGACAUUUUGGAGACAAUUUUGGCUAGCACCAUAAGUGUUUGCAACCAGUUUUUCGGCUACUUCAUUCUGGGUCAUCCAAUGUGCGUCUUUGAAGGAUUUACUGUUGCCACUUGUGGUAUUUGUGGUCUAUGGUGCCUGGUUGUCAUCUCCUGGGAGAGAUGGAUUGUGGUCUGCAAGCCCUUUGGAAACGUAAAGUUUGAUGCCAAAUGGGCCAUGGGAGGCAUCAUCUUCUCCUGGGUCUGGUCUGCGGGCUGGUGUGUCCCUCCCAUCGUUGGCUGGAGCAGGUACUGGCCCCACGGCCUGAAGACCUCGUGCGGACCGGACGUGUUCGGAGGCAAUGAGGAUCCGGGAGUGUUGUCCUACAUGAUCUGGCUCAUGAUAACAAACUGCUUCAUCCCCCUGGGCAUUAUCAUCUUCUGCUACAUAUUUGUGUGGAUGGCCAUCCACGCUGUUGCCCAGCAGCAGAAGGACUCUGAGUCAACGCAGAAGGCUGAGAGGGAAGUGUCCAGGAUGGUGGUGGUCAUGAUUUUCGCAUACUGUUUUUGUUGGGGACCUUACACGACAUUUGCCUGCGUGGCGGCGGCAAACCCGGGUUAUGCUUUCCACCCUCUGGCUGCUGCAAUGCCGGCAUACUUCGCCAAAAGCGCCACCAUCUGGAAUCCAGUCAUCUACGUCUUCAUGAACAAACAGUUCCGUUCUUGCAUCAUGCAGCUCUUUGGUAAGGCAGAAGAUGAUGGCUCUGAAGUAUCAACAUCAAAAACAGAGGUCUCCUCCGUGGCUCCUGCAUAAACCCCCGACAACAUUAUACCUGCUGGAAACAAAUCUUGAACACUCUGAUGAAAUUUUCCACCUGGGACUUUUCAAAUGUACAGUACAUCCUCUUAAGUUUCUUAAUAAUUAUUUCCUACAAGCUCUGUGAAGAUUUUUAAGCUUUACCUCAUUCAGUUGUCAAUGUGUGUAAAAACAUUACUCCCAUUGCUAUAUGGACCACACUUAGGAGUUUUUAAAUUACCCAUAUUCUUCAACAACCAAGUCUUCAUAAGGUACUUGCUAUGCAUGCUUUGAGUGGCACGUUGUGGGAAAAUAAUACCUACCAUCAAGUUCUGUCAAAUAGUGUCUGUAAUGGAGAACAUUCCCUUCUCUCUGCAGACAGGGAAUUCAAGACAGCUAAGGACAACAUCAAUUCUGAUCAUUUCAAUUUUUGUGAAUAAUCAACAUUUUAAGAAAACAUGUUUUGGUAAUGUAUGAGGUAAACAUUUUGUAGUCCUCUUGCAAAUAAAAAAUAAAUAAAAAAAUCAUAA